Messenger RNA from Pleuronectes platessa (European plaice), 4615 nucleotides. It is a transcript of the gene sema6a, whose product is annotated as sema domain, transmembrane domain (TM), and cytoplasmic domain, (semaphorin) 6A. Lineage: Eukaryota; Metazoa; Chordata; Actinopteri; Pleuronectiformes; Pleuronectidae. The coding region runs from base 472 to 3534 and encodes 1020 amino acids. Gene Ontology annotation, biological process: neural crest cell migration; semaphorin-plexin signaling pathway; positive regulation of neuron migration. The transcript is spliced from 19 exons. The record is from RefSeq and is a predicted model, not a curated record. Gene Ontology annotation, molecular function: semaphorin receptor binding; chemorepellent activity.
GCGGGUGGGUGACAGCUGGGCUCGCUGCGCUCCGCUCCAGUCUGGUAAGGAGCUUCAUCUCCAAAUAGGAUGACCGUCGGCUUUUGUGGAAGGUACUGCGCUCGUGCUCCGUAGCUAGUUCUGGGACACCCGGUUCGCCUCCGUCCGUUCAGCUCACACCUCGGGUUGCGGGAAAAAGCCAGAAACGUCGGUGGGGUGUUAUUUCUUCUCUAGUGUGGAUUUCCGAUGGAUAUUCCGAUCUGAAGAGGUGUGAUUUGAGCGCGGCAUGUAACAGAAAGAGGCGCAGGAGAAAAGUAGCGCUCGUAUUGUUGUUGUGAAUCGUCUGAACUGCUUUAAACAGCCGCGUCUCAUGGAUUACUAACGGACAGAGCAUCUACUAUACCGAGGUGGAUCCAUUCAUGAGCUGAAAGGCUGAGGAAAAAUCUGUAGCAGAGGACCGGCAGCAGCGGCAGCAGCAGUGUUGGUGCGACCAUGAGGUCAGAGGCCUUGUUACUCUACUUCACGCUACUGCAAAUAGCCGGGGCGGGCUUCCCCGAAGACAGCGAGCCCAUUAGCAUCUCACACGGCAACUACACAAAGCAGUAUCCAGCAUUUGUAGGCCACAAACCUGGCAGGAACAACACACAGCGGCACAGACUGGACAUCCAGCUCAUCAUGAUCAUGAACAGGACGAUAUACAUCGCUGCCAGGGAUCACAUAUACACGGUGGAGACAGACACUGCCAACGGUGACGAGAUCUUUUUCAGUAAGAAAAUGACAUGGAAGUCCAGACAGGCAGACGUGGACACUUGCAGAAUGAAAGGGAAACACAAGGACGAGUGUCACAAUUUCAUCAAAGUUCUCCUGCAGCAAAAUGAUGACACCUUGUUUGUUUGUGGAACAAACGCUUUCAACCCCUCCUGCCGAACGUACAAGUUGGACACCUUGGAGGCCCUGGGAGAGGAGAUCAGUGGGAUGGCCCGAUGUCCAUACGACGCCAAGCAUGCCAACGUUGCCCUCUUCGCUGGUGGCAAGCUGUACUCGGCCACCGUAACGGACUUCCUGGCGAUCGACGCGGUCAUCUAUCGCAGCCUGGGAGACAGCCCGACGCUGCGAACUGUCAAACACGACUCCAAGUGGCUGAAAGAGCCUUACUUUAUCCAGGCAGUCGAUUAUGGGGACUUCAUCUACUUCUUCUAUCGGGAAAUUGCAAUGGAGUACAACACGAUGGGAAAGGUGGUGUUUCCUCGAGUGGCCAGGGUCUGUAAGAACGACAGGGGGGGCUCCCCUCGGGUCCUGGAGAAGCAGUGGACCUCCUUCAUGAAGUCCAGGAUGAACUGCUCCAUACCCGGCGACUCCCACUUCUACUUCAACAUCCUGCAGGCUGUGACAGACGUCAUCCACAUCAACGGGCGGGACGUGGUGAUGGCAACCUUCUCCACACCCUACAACAGCAUUCCAGGCUCGGCGGUGUGCGCCUACGACAUGGAGGAGGUGGCCAACACGUUCACCGGGCGUUUCAAAGAGCAGAAAUCCUCCGAUUCUACCUGGACGCCCUUUCCUGAGGACAAGGUUCCCAAGCCAAGACCUGGCAACUGCGCCGGCACUUCAUCCAUGGAGAGGUACAAAGUAUCCAACGAGUUCCCCGACGACACACUCAACUUCAUCAAGAUGCAUCCGCUGAUGGACGAGGCCGUGCCCUCCAUCGCUAAUAGGCCCUGGUUCCUCAAGACCAUGGUCCGGUAUCGUCUGACGCGCAUUGUCGUGGACGGUGAGGCGGGUCCCCACAAGAACAACACGGUGGUCUUCCUGGGAUCUGAGAAAGGAAUCAUCCUCAAGUUCCUGGCCAAGGUGAACGAUGGCUUUCUCAACGAUAGCCUGUUCCUGGAGGAGCUCAACGUCUACAACCCGGACAAGUGCAGUAUAGAUGGUGUGGACGACAAGCGGAUCAUUGGCAUGCUGAUAGACAGCAAGAGUCAUUCUCUGUGGGUUGCGUUCUCCUCCUGUGUGGUUAAAGUUCCACUGUCUCGCUGUGAAAGACAUGGAAGAUGCAAGAAGUCCUGUAUAGCCUCCAGGGACCCGUACUGUGGCUGGGUGUCAGAGGGAGCCUGCAGACAGGUGGUUGGCAACAUAAAAUCAGCCUUUGAGCAGGACGUGGAACAUGGCAACACAGAUGGCCUGGGAGACUGCCAAAAUACCUUUGUGGCACUCAACGGCCACCAUCACCACCAUCACCACACCCUCACACUCCCCACCUCGGCCCUACCUGAGGCCGCCGAGGGCCCCCUGGGGCGGGGCCGCAUGGUGGAGCGGAAGGACCCCCCCAUGAGCUCAGACAAAGGGGAGGACCCCUACAUGGCCGUGCCCUCUCAGACCCAGCCUGAAGCCAAUGGUGUGAUCCGUGAGAGCUACCAGAAGGGUCGUGACCAGCUGGUUCCCGUGACCUUGUUGGCCAUCGCUGUCAUCCUCGCAUUUGCCAUGGGCGCCAUCUUCUCCGGCAUCAUUGUCUACUGUGUCUGCGACCACAGGCGGCGAGACAUCGACCUAACAGGCCGCAAAGAAAAGGACGGCCACCACCUCCACUCCCGCCGGGGAUCAAUGAACAGUGUGACUAAGCUGACGGGCCUGUUUGAGACCCAGGCCAAAGACGGCCGCCCCGAGGCCAUCCUCACCCCUUUGAUGCACAACGGGAGAAUGACACCAAACGGGAAGAUGCUGAUAAAAGCGGACCAGCACCACCUGGACCUCACUGCCCUGCCAACGCCGGAGUCCACCCCCAUGCAGCCACGUCGCAAGCCCGGUCGCGGAAGCCGUGAGUGGGAAAGAAACCAGAACCUCAUUAACGCCUGCACCAAGGACAUGCCACACAUGGGCUCCCCGGUUAUAUCUACGGACCUGCCCCUGAGGGCGUCACCAGGUCACAUCCCCAGUGUGGUGGUGCUGCCCCUGCCACAGCAUCAGCACCAGCUCCAGCCUCACCUGCAGCCACACCAGCACUCCUACCAGCACGAGUAUGUGGAGCAGCCCCACCACAGUGACAUGAGCAUGGGCCACAGUGUCAUGGACGACCAGGGGGCCACCCUGGAGUACAAGACAGUGAAGAGCCCAUGUCACAACCUCAACAUGGUGGAUCCAGAUGGGGUGCUGCCGCCCCGCGUGCCCCAAAGAGAGGCUUCCCUCACCAUCCCCCCCGCCGUGCCACAGAUGGGCAAACGUCUGGAGGUGCACUCGUCAGUCUACGGUCUCCGGAAAGGAUCAGCGUCCGCUGCGUCCGGGUCCUCCGCCCUCAAGAGGCACAACACCAACUCCUCUAACUCCUCCCACUUGGCGAGACAUCACAGCUUCAACCGCGUGGAGACGCCGCCGCCUGCACCUCAGAGGGUGGACUCCAUACAAAUGACAGCACAGGGAAUAUCUCUGUCACGGCAGCCUGGGAUGAGCUCCUAUGGUUCACUGCCUCGAACGGGCAUCAAGUACCUCAAGCCUGAUGUCCCUCCCAAACCCUCUGUAGUCUCUCUCUCAACAAAAGUCAAGUCCAGUGACUCCUGCACAUAGUCAGCUUCUCCGCCAGUCAGUCCGAUGGGAACAAACAGUAGAUAAAAGGUUUUUCUGAGAGAGAAAAAAACAGGGAAUACUGUACAACUUGCAUCUCCUUUUAGUGUUUUAUUUUUGGUUUGUUUUUUGGUGAAAUAUACAACACAUUUUUGUUCUUUUGUUUUUUAAAGAAAGACUUUCUUUUUAUAUAAAUAUGUAAAUAUUAUACAAAUGGUUGUCGUCAUUUGUUGCCGUCACAGAGCUCAAGCUCCGGCUGGCUCCCAGUUCCUCUGUUAACACACGUGGGAACAUGUGCUACUGAAACAGAAGAUGACGUUCGUCCUGAAUAUUUCAUCCGACGGCACCCUGUAGCAUCCAAGACUUGUGGUUCUCUUUUUUGUGGUGUCUUUGGCCGCCGGGACGCGACACGACACUUCAUCACGCUGGUAAAAGCACAGAAGAAGACAGCGCGGGGAGAUGGGAGAAUGAUCGUUGUACAGUACCUUGAGGACUGGGGGAGUCUGAGUGUGCGGGCACUCGGAGGGACUGAAAGGACAGACAGCUGCCUGAGGUCUGUGGCAAACUGUGAAAAGCCUCUCAGUGUUACAGCAAUCAAGUCCUGCCCGGGUUCCACAGGAAGCCCGGGCCAGAAGAAUCCUCUACUGUGCUGGUUACUGAAUAACACAUGACUGUUAAUACUAAUAGCUUGUUGUAUUUAUUUUUAUUAAGUGCUUUUGAAAAAACAAUGACUGACUUUCUAGGCUCGGAGAGAGAGACGGGAGAGAGGAGAGAUCUUUUAAUAAUAAUUAAUCAAGUGUGAGAAAGAAAAAAAACAACCUUAUUUAAAGUCAUUAAACUGGAGCCAGUAGAACUUUUCUUGAUGACUAAAGGUCCACUGGGUCUGACUGGGUGCUCAGUGGGACCUGCAGCUUGACAUAUAUGUGAAGAGGAGGAGAUAUUUAUUUAAAAACCGUGCCAGACAGGGACAUUUAACUUCAUGGACCAGAGUUUCCAUCGUUUUAAACCAAUCAUAAGAAGAAAAAAAAGAACUUCCUGAAUCUCACCAUGUCACUCCUCCAAUGAGCAACCCCCCCCCCCCCCC